Alnus glutinosa is the source of this 1892-nucleotide messenger RNA. Its product is annotated as transcription factor bHLH91-like. The transcript is spliced from 4 exons. The record is from RefSeq and is a predicted model, not a curated record. Gene Ontology annotation, biological process: regulation of DNA-templated transcription; anther wall tapetum development. Gene Ontology annotation, molecular function: protein dimerization activity. NCBI's taxonomy places the organism in Eukaryota, Viridiplantae, Streptophyta, Magnoliopsida, Fagales, Betulaceae. The coding region runs from base 212 to 1690 and encodes 492 amino acids.
GAGACACCUCUCUCUCUCUCUCUCUCUCUCUCUCUCUCUCUCUUUCUUGCUCUCUCGGCCAUCCUCUAUCUCAAUCGGUGAUUCCAUCUGGGUUUUCCUUGUAGCCUCCUAAUUAAUUUGUUGUAUUUUCUCUCAAGGGAGUGUUUGUUUUCCCUUUCUUUCUAGACAGAGACCCAGAAAGGCAGGAGACAAAAAUCCCUCUGGUCCAAAAAUGUAUGAGACUGGUUGCUUUGAUCCCAACCCCAUGACAGAAGGUACAGUUGCUGCAGGAGAAGCAGCAAUACCAGAGGAUGGAUUUUCCCAUACACUCCCGACCCACAACAGCUUUGAAGAGAAUCUCAGGAUCUCCAUGGAAGAGUUCUCCUACAGCCACAACCUCGCUCACCCGCCUCCUACCCAUGAAGAUGCUGCAGCUGCAGCCACUGCCAUGGGGAUUGAACUCCAACAGCAGCUGGCAUUCAAUAUGGACGACUCCUACAACCCCACCAACCAUAACAAUCCUCAUCUCGUCGACAACUCUUACAGCGUCCACGAGAUGCGAGAUAUGGAACGUUUUAACCAUCACCACCAGAACCAUGAAGAUCAGCAACAACAGUUGCAGCAAAUGGACAUUAAUCAAAACGGCCAGCAAUGCUUCGAUUAUUCUUCGCUACCAAACAGUCCGUACCCCCCAACUCCAGACCUCCUCAAUCUCUUCCACCUGCCCAGAUGCUCAGGCUCCACUUUGCUUCCCAGUUCAUCCAUCUCCUUCUCAAACCCGACCCAGAAGACCGCAAAUUAUCAGAACCCGUUGGGCUUUCUGGGAGACGUUCCGGCCGGAUCGGACCAUGCCUCCGGCGCAUCUGUUUUGUAUGACCCACUAUUCCAUUUAAACCUGCCUCCACAGCCUCCUAUGUUCAGGGGUUUGUUCCAGUCUCUACCCAACGGCUACGGCUUGCCAGGCUCAAGGAAUGGUUCUCUGUUUGGUACAGGAGGGGAUGAGAGAGAGGGAAGUGGGGAUGGGAGACAGUUUGAAAAUGGCGUACUGGAGUUCACCGCCAGAGACAUGGCUUGUAUUGGAAAAGGCAGGGUCGAUGGCGAAACCAAACACUUUGCCACAGAGCGCCAGAGGAGACAGCACUUGAACGACAAGUUCAAGGCCUUGAGGAGCCUUGUCCCUAACCCUACCAAGCCUGAUAGGGCAUCUGUGGUGGGCGAUGCAAUAGAAUACAUCAAAGAGCUUCUGAGGACAGUUAACGAGCUGAAGUUGCUGGUGGAGAAAAAGAGAUGUGGGAGAGAGAGGACGAAGAGGCACAAGAAGGAAGCUGACGAUGCGUCCGGGGAUGUGGAGAGCUGCAACAUGAAGCCUCUUGGUGACCCUGAGCAGUCCUACAACGGAUCUCUGAGGAGCUCAUGGCUUCAGAGGAAGUCCAAAGAGACCGAGGUCGAUGUUCGUAUCAUCGACGACGAGGUCACCAUCAAACUCGUUCAGCGAAAGAAUAAUUGCUUGCUGUUUGUCUCUAAAGUCCUCGACGAGCUUCAGCUCGAUCUCCAUCAUGUUGCUGGUGGCCACAUUGGCGAUUUCUACAGCUUCUUGUUCAACACCAAGAUAUAUGAAGGCUCUUCUGUGUAUGCGAGUUCCAUAGCCAACAAGAUCAUUGAGGUUGUGGACAGACAGUGUGCAGCCAUUCCACCUGCCAGUAGGCUGUAGCUAUUAGAGUUGGAGAAGAUAUAUACAUCGAUCCCAGGGAAUUAAGGAAUUAAGGAAUUCUGAUGAUCUUUUGAUCGAGUUUUAAUGUUGAGUAUAAUAGUGGAUUCUAGUGGUAAGCAAUAAAGCUGGUCAAGGGAUCGAUACAAUUUAUGUAUACUUAUUUCCAAGAUUUGAAGUUACCGUACUAAGCUAAUUACUUGCU